GCAUUAUGCCGCUACUGAGAUCGGGAGUCGUGGUGUCACUGCUGCAACAUUGUUAGAAGAGUAAUAUACAAUACCAGGACACAUAUUUUUAAGCUACUUGACUUCGUUUUGCCUUACUUUUGUUUAUCAAAUCUCUCCGUGCAGUCAUGAAGAAUAUUUCCUUUUACAUCAAUGACACACAAAGAUUGCCCAUGAACCUCAGGGACAGGAUUCUCGGAUUGAUGACCAAGAGGGGUCUUUUAACUGAUGACAAUAUUGGAAAGGUCCUUCAUCCCAAUGUAAAAAGCAUUGAUCUAAGUGGGUGUGAUGUCGGUGAUGUGGGUCUCAAGAAGCUGUGUGUCUGUCGCCAGCUGCGAAAAGUAGAUCUGAAUGCCCUGAAGGAACCAAGGACAAAUAUAACAGCUGAAGGGAUAAUCCCAGUUAGCCAAUCCUGUCGCAAUUUGGAGGUUGUGUAUCUUCGACGAUGUCCAUCUAUCACCGAUGAGGCAGUUAUAGCAUUGGCACAGAAUUGUCCACGUCUGCGAAAUUUGAACAUUGGUGGAUGUCCAUCAAUCACUGACAGAUCUCUGGAGGCGCUUGGAACAAAUUUGUCACAUCUGAGGAGUAUAAAUCUCUCAUCCGCCGAUAUUUCAGACAAUGGUGUGUUCCGUCUCGUUUCUGGUAGCUGUAAAUCAACAUUAAUGGAGAUUCACAUCAGUAAUUGUCGUAACAUCACUGAUGAAGCUGUGGAGGCUGUCACAGUGAACUGUCCUCAAAUCAAGAUUCUUCUCUUCCAUGGAUGUCCAAAUGUUACAGAUCAGUCAAGGAUUGCCCUGGAGGAACUGACAAUGGGGAGUCAAGCUGUGAAACAAGUCACGUGGACUGUCUAUUAAUGACACCUUCUUUCUUAAAUGACUCACAUAGUUCUGAUUGGUUGUUGUUGGGACUGAUAUCGAACUGGAGGUGUUGGGUGGAGCUAAAAUGUAGGCCAAACUGAGGCGGUGGCCAAGGUUUUGGGCAAAAUGACAGGUCCACACGCGGGUCCACUCUUCUCAGUGUUUUGUCUGGUACCCAUUUUCAUGAUGUUAGUGUUUCUAUUUGCGAUGUUUUGCAUCAGGGAAACACCAUGCCUAUUCUAUUAGGGCUGAAGUAAGCGGCCUUCCUGACCAUUGUCGGCCUAAAACUGAUAAAGAAUAGAAUCAGCAUUGUUAUCCAGUGUUCUGCAGGGGCUGCGCAGGCCUUGACAUGGCCUCUGUAGAGAAAGACUGAAACAGUAUGACCUUGCUUUGUUCUAUUGUGAGUGGUGGGAAGGGGGGGGGUAGUUGUCUAAAACCUUGUAGGAUAAGCAUGAGGUUUUUCCGAUGAAAGAGGGGAUACUGUUACUGUUGAUAUCUUUCUGAUCCGUCCAUUAAAUAAACUUCAAUAAGUGAAUCCUCUUA
Lineus longissimus is the source of this 1418-nucleotide messenger RNA. RefSeq names its product protein AMN1 homolog. Gene Ontology annotation, cellular component: cytoplasm. Bases 147 to 872 code for a protein of 241 amino acids. The transcript has 7 exons. The record is from RefSeq and is a predicted model, not a curated record. NCBI's taxonomy places the organism in Eukaryota, Metazoa, Nemertea, Pilidiophora, Heteronemertea, Lineidae. Gene Ontology annotation, molecular function: protein binding.